UUUUGCCCCACCCACUUCUUGUUUCCUUUUAUGCCCUCCUAAUCAUCCCUAUAUAGUCCCAGACAUACUCUCCCUGUGAUAUUAACCCUGAAAGUGGGUGUUGUAUUUGAGGCUCCAAAAAGCAUUUCCAUCAACUAACCAGACAGCAGUUUUGUGGAAACCAUGGCAAAAGAAAACAUUUUCUUCAUGACAAUAAAUCUACUUAUAGUGUUUUGUGGCACAGAUGCCAAAAUGGAAAUCAUUACCAGCAAGCAAGACGUUCAAGUUGGAGUUGAGCUUUUAUUGUUGUGUAAAGCUGGGGGAGAAGGACAUAUAACAUGGCAAAAGGAUGACGAGGACAUUGAUGAAGAGAUGAUUACAAAAGUGGAUGAGUCCUCCUCUAAAUUGGUCAUCAAGAGUGCCACAGUGGAGGAUGCAGGAAGGUACACCUGCCAGUGUGAUUUUGACAGCGGCCACAAUGAUGAGGUUCAGACACGGAUUUUUGUUUAUGAGGGUCCGUCUUUUGAAACUACUCCCACCUACCAUGAGUUUUUGGAGGGCACAGAUGGAGCAGUGCCUUGCCGGGUGUCUGGCCAGCCAGCUGUGGAGGUCCGCUGGAUAUAUAGCACAGAAUCGAUGUCGUCUCAUGGAAGGAAUGUGCAACAGAUGCCUGAUAACACGCUCCUGUUUAAGAAAGUGAAGCGACAAGAUACCGGAACUUAUGUGUGCAAUGCCCAAAUCAAAGGAAGGCCUGUCUUUAAGCAACUUUCUAUAUCGGUGGUUGUCAAUGCUCCUCCAACUGUGCAUCUGAAAGAAGAGGUGAAAAAAGUCAUAGCUGGACCAGAAACCAAUGUUUCCUUGAUGUGUUUGGUUGACGGCCACCCGAAACCAAAUAUCACCUGGGACAUGCCAGCAUUAUAUGACCCUACACAUCAUACAUUCAACUCUGACAACAGCCAGUUGACCAUCAGGUCCGUUGUCAGAGAGGACUACGGGGAGUACAUCUGCACCGCAACCAACAAGAUCAGUGAAAGCAGUGCUACAGUUAUGCUUCAUGUCUUUGAGACCCCUGAAGUGUCAUUGACUGUAGAGCACUUGAAUAUUAGUGUGGGUGAGAGCGUGGCUGUGGCCUGCAAUGUUUCUGGCCUUCCUCAGCCUGAGCUGCACUGGAUCAACAAAUUCAAUGGACAUACAUUGGACUCGCCUUCUGGUCAUGUCCGUGUUGAGGGUGGAGUUUUAGUGAUCGACAAAAUAGUGCCUUCUGAUGGUGGUCUGUAUUCCUGCAUGGCUGUUGGCAGUAUUGGCAAUGCGUCAAGAGAUGUUGCAAUUCUCACCCAGCCUGGUCCACCACCCUAUCUGUCAGUCUCAUCUGGACCCGCAUCUAUCUUUUUCUCCCUUAAAACGCCACCCAUCAAUGGGGGAACACCAAUUACAAAUUUCAGCCUGCAGUGGCGACAAAAUGCAGCUGAGCAGUGGCAAGAGGUCACAGUGCCAGCUGCAGAUACCUUGGCUGUAACCUCCCUCAACCCCUACACAAUGUACACUGUACGUUUGGCUGCCUUGAAUGCAGUGGGACUGGGCCAAUUCUCAGACACGCACGACGUCCGUACCCAAGGGAUACGUGGUGAACCAGACAGCCCAGUUUUAUUGUGUGAUGAGAUGAAAGUAGGGGGCAACUCUUUUUUCAUCCCUCUUAGACAUGCUGAUAUCGGUGGGACGCCUCUCCUGCACUACAAUCUCCGAUAUCGAGAGGAUAAAGAUAGUGCCAAGUGGAAAGAGAAGCAGCUGUCAUCAAGCACUGACUCUGUCACCCUCAUAGACCUGACUUUCGGCUCUGAUUAUCAACUGGAAGUCAUAGCAGUUAAUGCUAAUGGUACAUCGCUUCCAGCAAAAUUCAACUUCACCAUUGCAGAGAAACCUGUGCGCAGCAGCUUGACAAAAGGCAGCGUGGUUGGGAUAGUCAUGGUGAUCUUCCUGGUGAUUUUCUUUGCGGUGGAUGUCACCUGCUGUUACAGAAACCGCUGUGGCCUGCUCAUGUCCAUCGCUGUAAAACUUUUUGGACAGAAAGUCCCAGGCCUCAAGGCGUUUGAAGAAGGAGAUGGGGGCAUUAAUGGGGAAGUUAAAAUGAAUGGGAUGUCCACUCCAAGAGGUAUCAGGCACCAUACAGGAGUUCAGACACUUUCCUCAAAGGAUGGGGGAAUACUCUCAGAAGUUACCAAUGACAAAGCAUCUCUCACUAAACAUGAAAAAACUCAACAAGACAGGAAUCUGCCUAGUGUAGAUGCAUGAGGCUAACGUCAAGAAAAGGAAAACGAGGGACAACCGGAAAAAUACACUUUUCACAGAGAAGAUAACAAUUUGAGUGUAAUUUCGAGCAGGAAAAAAGAGAUUAUUACUCUCAUACUUUUGUGAUGUUGAUGUGUACAAAAAAAUGAAGACAGCUAGCAUGUAAAACCUUUCCUGACACAUCUUCUCAUAUUGAAAGAAAACAUUCCAGUUAAAAAGUCAAAUUACUGGUAAUAUAUAUUUUUUCAUCAUCUCAUGUUGUAGGUUGUCUGCUGGCUGAUAUAUUUAACCUAAAACUGCUUUUGUGCUUAGGAUGAUCUUGAGAUCGGUGUUUUACAGGGUAUGCGCGUUUGUAAUUUAUUCCUGACGACAAAGUUUGCAAACAGGCAUGCAUAUGUUUUUAAUGAUGAACACAGAUAAGCUUUGUUUAUUGAAGACAGGAUCAAGUGCAGCUGUUUGAUAUUUAAAAUGCCUAUCUGUGCCUCACAGUCCAGAUGUCCGGUUCGUGUGACAUGUCAUUCAUGUUUCUAAAAUGCUUAAGGGUUGUUUGCGUAUACUGUUUAUGCCUUACAAAUGUUUUGUGACCAGUUUUGAAUGGACCACUUCAGCAUGGGCCUCUUGCUCAAAAUUACUAAAAAGGUAGCUAAAAACAGGUAAUAGCACAAGUAUUGUAGAAAAUGCAUGGAUGGAUGCCUGUCUCUAUUAAUAUUAUUUAAAUUUUGUAUUGUUAUUAACUUUGAAUACCUGUGCUGAGGCUGCUAAACUGAUUCUUGAGCUAUGACAAACUAACAAAAGUAACACAAGACAAUACAUUUUGAUUGCUGUUAUGAUAAUACAGUAUAUACAUAAUUAACUUUCUAGCUUGUGUUUUCACAGAGUAGCCUAACAAACAAACAGACAAACUAUGAUGCCACAUUAUUACUCUGACAUGUUUUUCAUGCUUGUAAAUCAUAUACUAUAAGCCUGUAAAUUGCUGUGUGUGGUUGUAAAUAUGUAUUUUAUAUUUGUCCAAAUUAUAUCCAGUUACAGCAUUGA
Corythoichthys intestinalis (scribbled pipefish) is the source of this 3300-nucleotide messenger RNA. It is a transcript of the gene ncam3, whose product is annotated as neural cell adhesion molecule 3. Gene Ontology annotation, biological process: cell adhesion. NCBI's taxonomy places the organism in Eukaryota, Metazoa, Chordata, Actinopteri, Syngnathiformes, Syngnathidae. The record is from RefSeq and is a predicted model, not a curated record. The transcript is spliced from 17 exons. Gene Ontology annotation, molecular function: protein binding. The coding region runs from base 163 to 2268 and encodes 701 amino acids. Gene Ontology annotation, cellular component: membrane.